Molecule: messenger RNA, 4959 nt
Organism: Bubalus bubalis (water buffalo)
Lineage: Eukaryota; Metazoa; Chordata; Mammalia; Artiodactyla; Bovidae
Product: syncytin-1
Exons: 3
Coding region: 3511-4419 (302 amino acids)
Source: RefSeq, a predicted model, not a curated record
AACGCCCCCUUCCGGGUGCCUCCGCCUGGCUGGCCAGCCCCGCUCCUCCUCCGGGCGGGAAUCCUCCCUCCCCGCCCCUACCGGAGCCGGGCCCCGGCGCCAGGUCCGGCCCCAGGGGGGAACCCCCAGUCCCGGCUCCCUCUCCCUGCGGCCUCUGCCCGUCUUCCCGACCCUUCAGAGCCGGGAAGACCCCGCCGGCAGCGGUCAGGACCCACCGCUCAUUACGACAUCUUCCUCCCUGGCCUCCGCCGCCUCCGCCGCCACCGAGAGCCUGACACCGCCCGCCUAGCACCCGCCAAUCCCGGAGCCUGUCACCGCCCGAGCGACGGCAGCGUUCACCAAUAAGAGCUCGGUACAUUGGGGACCGACAGCACUAUCAACCAAUCAAAGAGAGGCAUCUAGAGCGACGUUGCCUUGGCCAAUAGACCUGUGAAAUGUCACUGACGGACGGUAGAGGGCACCAACCGGAAGCUUACUGAAGAGUGAACGACAUGUUCGCCAGCCAACUGAAGGGAGGCAAAGUCCCACCUACCAGGUGGUUGAUGGACAGCAACAGGAAGCUAGAUGGGGAGGGGCUUAGCUAAGGAGUGGUUUUGUAUUGGUCGUGGUUGACCUUCCACCCACCUUUAAUCCAGAAGAUGAGUGAUAGAUCUGCCCUAAAGCCAAUCAAAAGUCCUCAGGGUGAGGCCGACAAAUGCCCUAUAAAUAGCAUCUACUUUGAUCCUAAAUCCAGCGUUGCCCUGGUGUGGUAGGGGCGUCUCGUUCUUCUGCUGUUCAACCCGUUGUCUGGUGAGUUGAAAGCCACCAGCCUUUUCAACCCGUUGUCUGAUUGCUUCCCGCAGAUGGCCCCCAGACUCUACAGAGAGGACAGGCAAGGUUGCCAGCUCCUAAUGCCUGCUUUCCCCUGGCUGCUCUUUAGAUUCACUGCUGCUGCUGCUGCUAAGUCGCUUCAGUCGUGUCCGACUCUGUGCGACCCCAUAGACGGCAGCCCACCAGGCUCCCCCAUCCCUGGGAUUCUCCAGGCAAGAACACUAGAGAUUGUUUAAUAAAUUCUAAACCAUGGCCAAGAAAAUCAGUAUCUCUGGGGGUGCAACCCUGGUGAGGGUAUUAAGUUCCUCAGGUUAUUCCAACAGGCAGCUAAAUUAGAGAACUGCUUGUCAGCCCAAAGAUGUUUUCUGGUGGGGGUCCUCAGGUAAACCACUAUGAAUAGUCUAUAACCUCCACCUGUACCCAUUCCUGUCCCUCUUCCUGAGUUUCUCCCCUGCCCAUCCUACCUGCUUCGAUCUCCACGGAGCCAGGGCAGACAGGUGGUUCCAGCUGCAGGUCUCAGCAUCAACCAGGAGAAGAAUCUCUUCCAUGGGUGCAUCUGGAUAUAGCUUCUCCUUUGGUGAUCUUCCAUGGGUGCAUCUGGACAUAGCUUCUCCUUUGGUGAUACCUGCCUUAUUUCCAACCACUUUCAGCCUCUUCCUGCUCUAAGUUGUCACUUUCUCCCCAUUUCUAACUUGUAAAGUUAACCUGUUCUCCACCGCUAAAGUCCCUCUAUUUGUCUUGUCCACCACAGCACCUUUCACUCCCAGCACAUUGCUUGAUAUAUAGCCGGUGCAUGGUACAUGCUUGUUGACUGACUGAAUGACUGCAUCUGGAGGAGUCCUUGGGCCUAGAAAAGAAAACAACGGUCUCAAAGGCCCUUGCUAAACCAUCUAACUUCCGGGAAAACAAAAUCGAACUUUUAAGUCCCACCGUGAUACUCCAGGCUGGUUGUAUCUACCUGGGACUUACCACCCCCUGCCCAAAACUUCCCGCCUCCUGUUCAACUACAAAUGCCAUCUCAACCAAAGAUUACCCAAAACGUCCUGCCUGAUAACAUUUCCCUUAUCGCUUCCACAAACCUCCCUUUAAAUAUGAAGCCUCCCUGAUCCAUCUCGUGCUCAGCCUGGUCGUUAGGCCGACUGUCGCCCCUCCUUGCCUGAAUAAAGGUAACCUACCUCCGUUGAGGUUGUCUCUCCUUUUCUGCCUUGGCCGAACUAUACCUUACAUUUUUGGUGCCGAAACCCGGGAGAGGGCGCGGCACUCCUGUGUCCUGUCUCUCUCGCUCGCUCUCGCUCUCACUCUCACUCUCCCUCUCCCUCUCGUUGUUUCCCCUGUUCCUGGAAUCUGGAAACGUGAACUCACUUUCUGCCAGGGCUCAUAAGUUCCCCUCAGGGACGCCUAGUGCCUUUGUGAGUGGUGCAAUCCUUGUCCUAAGGCUUUAUUGGUGCUUUAUGUACCCACAGGCCUCCGGCUCUAUCCCCUUCUCUCUCUCUCUCUGAAAGCCUCCGGUAUAGGGAACUCUUGCCAUUCGACUACUCUACAUGCAACACUCCACUCAAGCCGGCCCCUAGAUUAAGGACCCACCUCCUUAAAAUUCACCCGGCGACAACCCCUGUCAACCAUCCAAGAGGACACUGAAUGACCCGGACACUCCUUAACCUACAACUGUCCCUGACCCAACUACUACAAGACCUCUGGACCAGCGCCCCGACCGGAACCUCCUUCGAAGAUCUGACCACCCCGGUGUCUCAUCCAUGGCUCCAGGGGACCUUCUACAACCUAAGUCCAGAAGAAAUUGAUUUCUUUACUCUCAUACAUGAACACUGUUCCUCCUCAGAUUCAAGCAACCACCAACUUGGGGCCUUCUGCCCCUCACCCUGACUGGCCUCUCCCCUUCUCUCUAACUAUAACUGCACUCUUAAUCUUAGUCCUUGCUAUAAGCCCAGUAACUGUCUCCCCUCGGGACUGGUCACCUAGCCUUCAUCUCUUCGUCGAUAUCGCCUACAUUGUUAGCUGUGUUCUACUCCUAGGGUGCUAUUUCCUCCACACUGCCUAACUAACAGACCCAUGACUCCCCCUGUUCCUUAUCCUUCCUGCACUCCCCUGCCUUCUGGCUAGUCCCUGCCCCUGCUCAGACAUCUAUUCCUAUGUUCCUUCCUCAUGUUAUAAUAUGGCUCAAAGACCAUGAACCUUGGGGGGGGCAGAAGUCUAAAUCCCUACUCACUGUUAAAGUACAGAAGAGAGGGAAUUUCGUGAGCACCUGCCAUAAGCUAAAUGGAAGAAAUGUAUGUUUCUAUCCCAUUACCCACUGGGGGUACUCAGACGGCAGUGGCUGCUGCUGCUGCUGCUGCUAAGUCACUUCAGUUGUGUCUGACUCUGUGAGACCCCAUAGAUGGCAGCCCACCAGGCUACCCCGUCUCUGGGAUUCUUCAGGCAAGAACCCUGGAGUGGGGUGCCAUUGCCUUCUCCAACGGGAGUGGGGUACUAGAUUAAUAUCGGGAAAAGAAACAAGAACAAGUCAUAAAGAACAUAAUUUCCCAGUUACAGGCUACCCCUGAGCCUUAUAAACGCCUAGACCUCCUUUCCCAAUUACGGCGUCUCCUAAAACCUCCCUCUGACAACCAACACCUUACCCGCCUUCUCAACUCUUCCUUCCAAUUCUUCCAGUACACACAACACACAUCCCAGUGUUGGAUAUGCAUGUCACUGUCUCCCUCACCGCACAUAGCAGUUCCCUUACCCUCAACCUGGUUGUCACAGGGCAACUGUACCUCCCCUCCCCAACAAAAAACUACACAACUCACUGGGCCAGUCUCUGACCAUGUCCUUCUCUCAGCCUCUUCAAACCUAACCUGUAUUAACUACUCUAGUCCCAACUACACUGGUCUUACAAACUCCGCUCCCUGCUCCUGUUCCACUUGGGUUCUCUGGAACAGCACAAAUAAUUGCACCAACCCGGGAAUCUUCAUUCUCUGUGGGACCUACGCAUAUUCAUGUCUCCCCCUUGACCCCCUUGGACCUUGCAUCUUGGUGUUCCUGACCCCAGGUCUAACAUUCCUCAGAGAAGAGAUAGAACAAAUAGUCUACCCCCAAGGGGAACUUUCCCACAGGAAAAGACGAGCUGUCGUAGCCCCCCUCCUGAUUGGGACCGGCACAGCAGCAGCCCUAGGCACCGGGACCGGGGGCAUCUCGACCUCGGCCCAUUUCUACUACAAGCUGUCCCAAGAACUCAAUGAGGAUAUGGAGCAGGUAGUGGAGUCCUUCGUUUUGGUCCAAAGACAAAUUAACUCAUUAGUUUCUGUGGCCCUACAAAAUGGGCGAGCCCUGGACCUUCUCACCGCGGAAAAGGGAGGGAGCUGCCUUUUCCUAGGAGAGGACUGCUGCUAUUUUGUUAAUGAAACGGGCAUAGUCCAGGGCAGAGUCAAAGAACUUAGAGACAGAAUCGAAUGCCGAAGAAAAGAGUUACAAAACCUUUACACUCCCCAAAACCUGUUCCAACUGGCCCUCCCUUGGUUGCUCCCUUUCUUGGGACCAUUGGUACUUAUCAUUUUAUUCCUCUUAUUUGGACCUUGUCUCUUCAAUCUCUUUCAAAGGUUUCUCCAAGAAUGAAUUUGGGUCAUCUCUCGAGACCAGGUCAAGAUCAUUCUUAAGAGCCUCACCCCGACCUCAGGAAAAGGAGACCUGGGCCUUAGGACGAUCCUCCGUUCCAGACCCAGAACCAUCGUCCCUAUCCAGCAGGAAGUAGCCAGAGAGAUACAGUGCCCUUUUCCCCAUUUCUUAUGAUUUCAGGGUCUGGAAUGAAGGAGUCCUUGGGCCUAGAAAAGAAAACAACAGUCUCAAAGGCUCUUGCUGAAUUAUCUAACUGCGGGGGAAAACAAAACUGAACUUUUAAGUCCCACCCUGGUGCUCCGGGCUGGUUGCAUCUACCUGGGACUUAUCACCCCCUGCCCAGAAACCUCCCACCCCCUGUUCAACUACAAAUGCCAUCUCAACUAAAGAUAACCCAAAACGUCCCACCUGAUAAUGUUUCCCUUAUCGCUUCCACAAACCUCCCAUUAAAUAUGAAGCCUCCCUGAUCCCUCUUGCGCUCAGCCUGGUCGUUAGGCCAACUGUCACCCCUCCUUGGCUGAAUAAAGGUAACCUACCUCC